AUGACCGAUGACCCUGUCGAGAAAACUACCGAGUUUUUGAAGGACUGGACUCGAGUAUUACAGUCUGACGAGCUGUUAGUAGUUUAUUACGUUAGCCACGGGCAUAGGAGUUCCAGAAGGCCAACGCCUCGGCCUUUUGGCGUGGCUCGACGGGGCGGCUCACGUAGCGAUGAUGCUAAUAUUGACUGGCCCGUCGUCAUGCUUCUCAACUGCUGCUAUGGCGCUAACGCCUGGGUCUCACGCAACCUCGAAGAAGAUGGAUUCAAAAGUCUACCUGGUAAGGUUAUGGACGAAAUAGAGCAGUCCAAGAAUUUCCGCGUUGCGGAUGUUGUUCAUGGGGGUCUGCGGCUCAUGGAUCCAUGCCUGUACGAACAAGUGGAUGGAGAGUAUCGGAAUAUACGGCUCCAUCGAACAUUAGGAGAACAUGGCAUAUCCGAUAUUGUUCCCUUGGUGGCCGUCAUUUACACCUAG
Daldinia loculata is the source of this 471-nucleotide messenger RNA. RefSeq lists its product as uncharacterized. The record is from RefSeq and is a predicted model, not a curated record. NCBI's taxonomy places the organism in Eukaryota, Fungi, Ascomycota, Sordariomycetes, Xylariales, Hypoxylaceae. The transcript is spliced from 2 exons. The coding region runs from base 1 to 471 and encodes 156 amino acids.